Molecule: messenger RNA, 1034 nt
Organism: Lactuca virosa
Lineage: Eukaryota; Viridiplantae; Streptophyta; Magnoliopsida; Asterales; Asteraceae
Source: the annotation of a GenBank genome assembly
GUCGCCCAGUCAUAUUUAUUCUGCGUUUCUUCUCCUUUUUCUUUCGUUGCUGCCUUGCUAUUUUCUCUUACACGGUUUCUUCUUUAGAUUGGUUUGUGUUGGAGACGAUGGUCUGGCGACUUGAAGUGUUUUCCACAAAGCAGCGCUUCCCUCUCCUUCUCCAUGUGACUCCUGCUUCGAUCGUCUGGUGUUUCUCAUUAAUUUUGUGUUAAAAAGCACAAUUUCAGUGUUGGGGGUGUGCGAUGGAGGUGAUUAUCCCGACUUCGCUGUCGAUUGAUGCUUCGAUUGAGUAAAUCUUCCAAAUUUUACGCCUCACUGCUUCCUACUUUCUUAUGGGAUAGCAACAGCAAGUUUCAGAUAUGCGCACCAGGUGUUCGUUAUUUUGCCUCCUAUUUAUUAAGUGUUUGUUCCUCCACCGGUUUGAACACUAGCACAAGAGAGUCGUUAUUGUUAUGUAGGGGAACUCAUGAAUUGAAAGAAGUCUUCACCAAUAUAUACUUCAUUACUUCUACCCUCAUGAUUUCUCCAAAACCCUCGAACGAUUUCAGUCAGAAGCUCUAUUUCAGGUCGUGAAAUGGCAGGACCUUGAAAUAAGGCACCCAACACUUGAAGCCAUAUGAAAUUCCAUGGAUAGAGGUUAGGAGGGAAGGCUUGGAUGUGUAAAUACUAAAUAGAGGAAAUCAAGCUUAAAUGGACAUUGAUGUCUGAAUAACAACGCAGCAGGUGAUUUAAAAGCGAGUUUUUUAUGUAUACGAGGUAAGUGAGAUAUGUUAAGGAUCAAGGAGAGGUGGUCAUCAGGUAUGUAUGUUUGUUGGAGCAAAAUUCAGGGAGUUGCAAGAUUAGGUGAAGGCUGAUCUCAUUUUUUCUGGCAUCUCCCGGUGGACUGACAGUUCUCGUGCAAAGAGUGUGCAGAAAUUACAAUUUUGCCCCCUUCAAAAAAUAUGCACACUGAAGAUUUGUUGUGUUUAGCUCAUACUGAAUUGCAACAUUUUUUAAAAAAAUAUUUUUAAAAAGUAAAAAAAUGCAUGGAAUGU